Molecule: messenger RNA, 1257 nt
Organism: Acaulospora morrowiae
Lineage: Eukaryota; Fungi; Glomeromycota; Glomeromycetes; Diversisporales; Acaulosporaceae
Source: the annotation of a GenBank genome assembly
AUGACAUCACAAAGAAGCACUUCGACAAAGACCUCAGCUCCAGCCAUGACCUCAUCAGGCAAAGCUUCAGAAAUGACGGCACUUCAAUUCAUUUCACAGGACGAACUUGUCCGACUCUUCGAAGAGCAAAAAGGGGCCCAAUAUUUUAUUCCCGAUGGGUUUGAGCCAGUUCUCAUUCCUCGGGGUUUUAACUUACAACCAAUAGAAGCCCUCAAAGGCCUGCAACAGCAAAUUAUCCUGCAGAAACAGCAGCAAAAGAUUCAACAAACGACGGCACAGGGUGUAGCCAACGUGAACUCAACGGCAUCUACUCUUACAAAGAAUAACAACAACAACAAUAAUAAUUCUACAUCCGACGUGAGAUUUCCACAACUCGUGCUAGCUCGAGCUGCUGCAGCGCAAACUCCGCGGGGCGGAGUGGUUGCAAAGACCAAGCAAAAGAAGCCUCCCAGACCACCAAAUGCCUUUAUCCUUUACAGGCGAUCAAAGCAAUCGGAUAUUGUCGCGGCCAAUGAAGGAAUCACAAACAACGAGGUAUCUAAGCAGAUAGGAGAAAUGUGGCACCGAGAAAGUGCCGCCGAGAAGCAGAAGUUCCAACUUCUUGCCGAUCAAGCAAAAAUUGAACAUUUGAAAAAGUUCCCCGACUACAAAUAUCGCCCACGAAGACCACAUGAAAAACGAAGACGAACAAAGAGACCAAGCGCCAGCUUAGGAAACAGCAAUGCGAUGUCCAGCGCAGUCGCCUCAUCCGCUGCGAACCCAACCAAAGGUACCAGCCCCAUGAUGAACGGCGGUAACUUUGCGGAUAUUAACGAAUCCUUGCUUCGACGGUCUUCCAUUGACACCACAUGUUCGUUCGAUGACUCCCGAAGAAAUUCCCUUUUGUCAACCGGCGAUGCAAAUGAGUUCAACGACUUCGAAGAAAGUGAGCUCAAUGACCUCGAAGAGUUGGGAUAUGAUCAAAUGAACAUUUUUGAUACUUCUGUUUCUCCAAUGGUCGAUGAAACCACUUUUCAAUACCACCAGAUUUCUCCCGAGGAAUAUAAUAAUACUUGUGUCGAGACCGCCGCCCUAAAUAUUUUAACGAUGGAGGGUGUUUCACCUAGUUCCGAAACCGAAGUUAACCCAUUUGAGUAUUACGACCUGUAUUCAGGUGGAAACUACGACUACCUGAGUUCUCUAAAUUCUUUUGGUCUAAACCCGUACGUCUCUUUGCCUGAUGGUGGAAUGAUUAACUUGCCCGAAAUGGAUUCAUAG